AUGGGAGAUCAUUUUAAGAUAAUUGACAUAUUAAUAAGAAAAUAGUAAUUUGAAAAGAGUUUAAAUAAGCUAGAAAAAAUGUAAAAUGAAUUAAAUGCUAAAUUAAAUAACCCUGAAGAAUGCUCUGAAACUGAAUUAGUAUUAUUUAUUAUUUAUGAGAUUCUUUAAAGUAAUAUUUAUGAGAGAUAUGCACAAAUCUUUAUUGAUAUCAAUUAAGUUUAUCGUGCUAUGCAAUAUUUGAUAAAUAUGAUUAAAAUAGAAAAAGAACUUUUCAAAACUUAAAAUGACAAAGAAAGCAUACUAAGACUAUGUAAUUCUUAUGCUAAAAUUGGUAAUAAUUAAUAAUAAUUUAAGGAAGAUGUUGCUUUUAUUGUUGUUACUAUGAAUAAACCUUUAAAUAUCUUGAUUAUGCAUAAUCAUUGUUGAUUAAACAUAAUCUAACAAAAACAGGUGUAUAUGCUAUGACAUUAACAUAAUUGGGAAAUUAUUAUAGAUUUAUGUUUCAAGAUGAAUUAGCAGAGUAAAUGCUAUUUGAAAGUAUCAAAAUUAGAGAAGAAUUAUUUACAAGAUAAUCAAUAGUAUUAUAUAUAUAUAUAAAUUAUAGGAAGUAGCUGAUUCUUUACAUGGAUUAUCAUAACUAUUUUCCGAUGAAGGUAAAAUAGAUGAAGCAAUGAAAUCCAUUUCAGAAGCUAUUUCUAUAUGGACAGAUGUAUUAGGUUAUUAACAUAUCAAAACAGCUAAAUCUAUUUAUUUGAAAGGUAAUUUAUAUUUAAGAAUGAAAAAUAAUCAAGAAAGUAUAAUUAUUAAAUUAAUCUAGAUUUAUCUUCUGCUGAAAAACUUAUUACUGAAAGUUUAGAAAUUAAUCUUAAAAUUAUGGGAGAAUCUUCUUAAGAUAUUGCUGAUUGUUAUCAUUCAUUAGGAAAAAUUAAAGCAUAUAAUAAAAAUUCUAAUGAAUUUGAAUCAUAUUUUUAAAAAUCUCAACAGAUAUUAAAAAUAUUGUAUGGCCAAAGUCAUGCAAGUAUCGCAAUUAUUCUUAAUAAUUUUGGAAGAUCUUAUUUUGAAAGAAAAUAAUAUGAAGAAGCUGUAAAUUGUUUUGAAGAAUCUAUUAAAAUAUAUACAUAAUUAUGUGGCAAAAUGCAUGGUAAUCUAGCAAUUACACUUAAAAAUUGUGCAGAUUGCCAUAAAGAACUAGGUCGAUAUAAAUAAGCAUAUAUUGACUAUUAAAAGUCAUUAGAAAUAUAUUAGGUACACAUUAUAACAAAAAAUAGAACAUGUAAAUAAAUUCAUCUUAGGCAAAUUAAAUAUAAAAUUUAAUGUCCUAAAUCUCAGAUAAAUACUUAGAGGAUUGA
Messenger RNA from Paramecium pentaurelia, 1349 nucleotides. NCBI's taxonomy places the organism in Eukaryota, Ciliophora, Oligohymenophorea, Peniculida, Parameciidae. The record is from the annotation of a GenBank genome assembly.